Molecule: messenger RNA, 1869 nt
Organism: Microthlaspi erraticum
Lineage: Eukaryota; Viridiplantae; Streptophyta; Magnoliopsida; Brassicales; Brassicaceae
Source: the annotation of a GenBank genome assembly
AUGGAUCCCAAUUUCUUCGACUAUCACGAUGAGAACAUCUCACUCAAUCCCAAUCUCGACUCGUUCGAUUUCAUUCAAAACCCUAAUUUCCUCUCUGACCCAUCUCCUCCCUCCGACGAAAACCAAUCAUCCAACAACACCUUGUUGAAAUACGUGAGCCAGAUCCUCAUGGAAGAGAGCAUCGGAGACAAGCAAUCCAUGUUCUACGACUCGUUAGCGCUACGGAAAACCGAAGAAAUGUUCCAGCAAGUGAACACAGAUUCCAAAUCUCAGUCCUUUAAUUCCUCUGACUCAGCGAUCACUACCGAUUCCGCUGAUGCUGUCUCCGUCGGUGGUCCGGAAAUCGAGCCGCCGGUGAAUGAGAUUCUUGUCAAGAGUAUGUUUAGUGAUGCAGAGUCAAAUCUACAGUUCAAGAAAGGGCUUGAAGAAGCUAGGAAGUUCCUCCCCAACAGUGACCAAUGGGUUAUAAACCUCGUUAAAGAAGAAGAGACGUCUAGGGUUAGGGUUAAGAAGCAUCAUCACGAGAGGGAAGUUCUUGAAUUUGAAGAAACCAGGAGUCGUAAGCAAUCUGCAGGAAACGUUGAAGACGGGAAGAUAACGGAUUUGUUUGAUAACGUUCUGCUUCUUGACGGCGAAUGCGAUCCGCGGACAUUGGUGGAAGACAAGUCUCAAGAAAUGAUUCUGAGUGAUGACAAGAAGAAGAUGAAGAAGAAGAAGACAAAGAAGAAGAAGAGUCAAGUGGUUGAUUUUCGUACACUUCUCACUCUCUGCGCACAAGCCAUCUCCACCGGAGAUAACAACUCUGCUCUUGAUUUACUAUUGCAGCUAAGACAAGAGUCGUCGCCUGUUGGUGAUGCGGCGCAGAGGCUCGCUCAUUGCUUCGCCAACGCGCUCGAGGCUCGUCUGCAGGGGAGCACGGUGAUACAGACUUACUUCACUGCGCUAACCUCGUCGAAGAGAACCGCUGCGGAUACGCUUAAAGCGUACAGAGUCUAUCUCUCUUCGUCUCCGUUCGUGACUUUAAUGUACUUCUUCUCCUUCAGGAUGAUUCUUGAUACCGCUAAAGACGCUGAGGUUCUCCACAUAGUCGAUUUCGGGAUUCUCUACGGGUUCCAAUGGCCGAUGUUUAUUCAGUACAUAUCAAGACGGAAAGAUGAUGUGCCGAGGAAGCUGAGGAUCACCGGGAUCGAGCUGCCUCAGCGCGGUUGGAUAGAGGAGGAGACGGGGCGAAGACUGGCUGAGUACUGCAAACGGUUUGAUGUUCCGUUUGAGUACAGAGCCAUUGCUUCUCAGGACUGGGAAACGAUCAAGAUCGAGGAUCUUGAUAUACGGCCGAACGAGGUUUUGGCGAUUAAUGGUGGACUCAGGCUGAAGAACCUUCAGGAUGAGACUGGAGGGGAAGAGAAUUGCCCCAGGGACGCGGUGUUGAAGCUGAUAAGGAGUAUGAAUCCGGACGUUUUCGUGCAUUCGAUAGUGAACGCACCGUUCUUCAUGUCGAGGUUUAAAGAAGCGGUUUACCAUUACUAUGCGCUGUUUGACAUGUUUGAUUUGACGUUGCCGCGGGAUAACCAGGAGAGGAUUGGGUUUGAGAGGGAGUUUUAUGGGAGAGAGGCGAUGAAUGUGAUAGCAUGCGAGGAAGGGGAUCGGGUGGAGAGGCCGGAGACGUAUAGGCAGUGGCAGGUGAGGAUGGUUAGGGCCGGGUUUAAGCAGAAACCGGUUAAGGAUGGGCUUGUUGAGUUGUUUAGGGAGAAGCUGAAGAAAUGGCGUUACCAUAAAGACUUUGUGGUUGAUGAGAAUAGUAAGUGGUUGUUGCAAGGCUGGAAAGGUCGGACUCUUUAUGCUUCUUCUUGUUGGGUUCCUAAUCGCUGA